GGAUUGGCUACUUUCAGUUCAGAGUACGCAUGCUCUGACUUUCUCUCUCUUUCGUUUCUUCCACACUUAGAGUACGCACGCUCUGAUUCUCUCGAUUCUUCCAAAAUCAGAGUCAUACUGCUCCCGGUACCAUGAACGGAGACGACGCCUUUGCAAGGAGACCUAGGGUUGGUGCUCAAAUACCAGAGAAGAUACAAAAGCCCUUUGACGAUAUUGCCCAAUACUUCUCUAAGAAAGAGUGGGAAAAGAUGAAAGCCUCGGAGAAAAUCAUCUAUGUGUACAUGAAGAGAAAGUAUGAGGCCAUGACUAAACUAGGUUUCAAGGUCACCCUCCCACCUUUCAUGCGUAAUAAACGGGCCACAGACUUCCAGGGGAAUGAUUCUGAUAAUGACCGUAACCAUGGGAAUCAGGUUGAACGUCCUCAGAUGACUUUCAGCAUGCUCCAGGGAAUCUUCCCAAAGAUCACGCCCAAGAAGCCAGCAGAGGAAGGAAAUGAUUCGAAGGGAGUGCCAGAAGCAUCUGGCCCACAGAACGAUGGGAAACAGUUGUGCCCCCCGGGAAAACCAAGUACCUCUGAGAAGAUUAACGCGACAUCUGGACUCAAAAGGGGGAAACAUGCCUGGACCCACAGACUGUGUGAGAGAAAGCAGCUGGCGAUUUAUGAAGAGAUCAGCGACCCUUAGGAAGAUGACGAGUAACUUCCCUCAGGGAUAUGACACAUGCCCGUGAUGAGAAGCAGACCUUGGUGACCUUUCACGAACAUGGGCAUGGCGGCGGACCCCUUGUCAUCAGGUGUAUAGCAAGUGAAAGCAAGUGUUCACAACAGUGAAAAGUUGAGUGUCAUUUUUCUUAGUGUGCCAAGCAUUCUAUGUUAGCAUUUCCAUUGUAGUUUCUUGCAGUGUGCCAUUCUGUUAGAUAUUAGCAUUAUCACUGAUCAGCAAGACAUACUUAAUGCAUAUUUCAGUUUGUGUAUCCAUGCAUCUACCUUAGAAAACAAGUAUUGUCAGGUAUUCUCUGCAUAGAACAGCACUACCCUCCUCUCUCACCAGAUGUGACUACUGAGGGUAGUUCUGAGUGUUUAAUUUCAGAUUUUUUCUUCUACAUUUACACACCACACACACACACAUACACACACACACACACACCAAGAACCACUAUAAGUAUCUCCCGUCUGCUUUUCCCAUUGCCGUGCAUCCUGCUCAAGCCCCGCUCACUCCAUUUCCUGUUCAGCAUGUACUCCCCUCAUCCGAUUUCCCUUUAUCAAGUCACUGACAGUUAAUAAACAUUUGCAA
Messenger RNA from Rhinopithecus roxellana (golden snub-nosed monkey), 1292 nucleotides. RefSeq names its product protein SSX7. Lineage: Eukaryota; Metazoa; Chordata; Mammalia; Primates; Cercopithecidae. The transcript is spliced from 8 exons. Gene Ontology annotation, cellular component: nucleus. Gene Ontology annotation, biological process: regulation of DNA-templated transcription. Bases 132 to 683 code for a protein of 183 amino acids. The record is from RefSeq and is a predicted model, not a curated record.